ACAAUCAGCUGAGCGUUUCUUUUCUGUCUUAUCGACUAAUCCUUUGUUCAUUGUUGUGAAGUAAUAUAAAAGGUUUUUUUUCAAAUUCACAGUAAAUUUUUUGAUUUAUCAUUGGAGUAAUGACAGUUUAUUAAACUAUACGGAUAAAAAUAAAUGGGUAUUGAAGAUAUAUUUUUAUGGUAUCAGCACAAGAUUGGUACUUAUGAUAAGCAGUUAUGGGAAACGAAGAUAGAACAAAGAGAACAGAGAAUAUACAGCUUGAAUCAUGUUCAAAUGAGAAGUGGUAAACCCAAUACAGAGUUGAUUGAUCUAGAUUUGGUUAGAGGAUCUUCCUUUACAAAAGCCAAACCUCAGCAGGGUUUCAUGAAAGUGGCUAAAUUAGCUACGUUCAGAUGUUUGUUUCUUCCCUUUUAUGGAAAGUGGUGGUUACACCAAACCUCACGGAGAUUUUUUGUUCUGGCUUUGUCCUUGUAUUUAACCCAAAUCAUAAAUGCCGCAAUAUAUUAUAAUUAUUGCCUUAAAUAUUCAUCACAGGCUGAGGCAGUUUCUUGUAUGGAGAUCUUUGUUCCUUUACUUAUGGCGUGGAUACUUACUCUCAUUCAUUCACAAAUGGUUGCCACUAUCCCUGAUAAGCAAGAUAAUAGGAGGAGGAGAAGUGGAAAGAAAUUGCAGUUUAAAGAUUUGCCUGAAUCCCUGAGAACAGAGUCUGGAAGGAGGUUCUCCCGAUCCAAAACACAAGGAAUUGGUGCCUUUAAUUUGCAGUUUAAUUCUUAUCUAGUAAGACAGAAAUAUAGAUUAAAUCUCAGGCCUUGGUUUAAACAUGCUAAUGUUGAUGAUGAUGGUUUUGAAAGUCUUAAUGGAAGUGGUUCAAGAGCCAGCGAAGAAGAAAUUGUUCCUACUGAAACUAGUCAUACAGAUAAAGUCCAGACUGAUUCCCAAGAUUCUCAUUCUGAUACAAAACCAUCUCAUAUAGAUGUAGAAGAAAUAAAAACUGAGGAAAAAGAAGAGCAACAAAAUGCUGACAGCUUAGAUGGAAGCUGUCUACACUGCAAAAAAGGAGAUCAGAAGGAUGAGCUUAAUGAUGAACCAUCACCCAAUUGCACAUCAUGUAAGAAAUGUGAACAAUGGGUUCAACAGCUAGAAGACGUCAGAACACCAAAAGUAUGCUCCACUGAUACAGAAAGCGAAGGAGAGACAUGUUUUAAUUACAAGAAACAAUCACUGUCCAAAAGACGCAGUUCAGCCCAUCAUUUACCUACUAUAGCAGUUACAUCUGUAUUGGACAGUACUUGCGAUACAGAAAAUGAAGCACUUUCAUCUCCGCGGGAUUGGGCUGCUGGAGUCACCACUAAUAGUGAAGAUUGCAGUAGUGACUUGGAUGAUGUAUCUGAUGCCCCACCUGCAGAACGUUGUUCUGACUGUUUCUGGUUGGAUGGUGACACAAAUAUCCUUUUGAAUCCUCCAUCUGUUAAAGCAACCUGCACAAUAUGGGAGCGGAAUGAAAUAAAAAAAGCUGACCUGACGAUGCUGGACAUCAGUUCUGCAAUCAUAGCCAAGGUUGACACUACCCUAAUGACGUCCGAUUAUUUCUACGCUGGCAUUGUUGUAUCGGCAAUGCUGGCGUUGUUGCCGUGCUUUUGCCAAUUGUCAGAAGACACUUCAGAAGUGAAUCAGUUUAUAGAUAUGUGGCGCAACGUCAGUAGCCAAUUUGUAAUGUCAGCGUCGCCGUUGACUGCAUUAACUAUCAUUGCAGAAGAACUGCCGUCGAGGAUGACUCAGUUGAGUAAUGUGGCAUGGGGAUCUACAAAUUUAGAAAGGGCGAUAAUAGUAAUUGCAAUGAUUGAAAGAUUUAUAUUAGCGUGCAUUGUAUUUUUCUUGUUGGCGGUCGCAGAAAGAACAUUUAAACAACGUUUACUCUAUGCGAAACUAUUUUCACACUUGACAUCUUCUCGGCGAGCAAGAAAGUCAGGUAUUCCUCAUUUCAGGCUCAAUAAGGUUAGAAAUAUCAAGACAUGGCUUUCUGUCCGGUCAUAUUUAAAAAAGCGAGGUCCACAACGAUCUGUAGACGUGAUAGUUUCUUCAGCAUUUGUAGUUGCUCUAUUGCUUUUAGGAUUCUUAUGCGCGGAAGUACUAAAGGAAACAGUAUCAUUUUCGCAGUAUUACUUGGAGGCCAUAGUGUGGUGUUUAGCAUUGGGGAUUAUGCUUUUACGGUUUAUGACACUCGGUAUCAAAAUUAACAAGAAGUACAGAAACUUGUCAGUACUUAUUACUGAACAGAUUAAUUUGCAUGUGCAGAUGGAACAGAAACCACAUAAGAAAGAAGAAUUAACAGUUGCAAAUAAUGUACUGAAGCUGGCCAUUGACUUGCUAAAGGAAUUGGAGAAUCCCUUCAAGAUAUCUGGUUUUUCGGCCAAUCCGAUACUUUACAAUGUUACCAAAUUGGUAAUACUUUCAGCCCUAUCUGGUGUCUUAUCGGAAAUGCUGGGAUUUAAGUUGAAACUCCACAAAAUCAAAAUUAAGUAAUCUUGUGAUGUUUUUUAGUGAAAUUAAAGUGCAAAUGUUAGUGAUAAUAACUUGUGAUUGUAGCUUAGAUAUAUGUAUUGAUUUGAAGCUAGAUCAACUUUUUAACUUUACUUGAUUGUAUUUUUCGAAAUUAAUAGCAUUAAAGACAUUUUUGUUUUGA
Molecule: messenger RNA, 2683 nt
Organism: Cylas formicarius (sweet potato weevil)
Lineage: Eukaryota; Metazoa; Arthropoda; Insecta; Coleoptera; Brentidae
Gene: phtf
Product: protein phtf
Exons: 13
Coding region: 154-2523 (789 amino acids)
Cellular component (GO): endoplasmic reticulum
Source: RefSeq, a predicted model, not a curated record